Pungitius pungitius (ninespine stickleback) is the source of this 3047-nucleotide messenger RNA. Its product is annotated as retinal Mueller cells isomerohydrolase-like. Gene Ontology annotation, molecular function: beta-carotene 15,15'-dioxygenase activity; all-trans-retinyl-ester hydrolase, 11-cis retinol forming activity; retinol isomerase activity. The transcript has 14 exons. NCBI's taxonomy places the organism in Eukaryota, Metazoa, Chordata, Actinopteri, Perciformes, Gasterosteidae. The record is from RefSeq and is a predicted model, not a curated record. Gene Ontology annotation, biological process: retinal metabolic process; zeaxanthin biosynthetic process. Bases 184 to 1791 code for a protein of 535 amino acids.
GGAUGGAUUGGGAAGGAUGGACAAGGGGAGGCGAAAAGGAGAGAAGGGGGUAGGUGAGAGGAAAAAAGGGGAGGGGGGGGGGGCGGCGGCAAGCUUCCAUCCCACACCGCAGGAAAUCUGUGUUUGGUUUAAGUACGAGCGUCUCCUGCAGAAAAACAGUCUGCGGGAGGAACAUAGAGCAGCAUGGCCAGCCGUGUGGAGCAUCCUGCUGCGGGCUACAAGAAGAUCUUUGAGACGGUGGAGGAGCUGAAUGAACCCAUACCGGCCCAAAUCAUUGGUGUUAUACCUUCAUGGCUUGGGGGAAGUCUUCUCAGGAUGGGGCCGGGUCUCUUCGAGGUGGGAGGUGAACCUUUCAACCACCUGUUCGAUGGACAGGCUCUCAUACACAAGUUUGACCUGAAGAACGGUCAGGUGACCUACUACAGGAAGUUCAUCAGGACGGAUGCGUAUGUCCGCGCCAUGACGGAGAACCGAGUUGUCAUCACAGAGUUUGGAACAGCAGCGUACCCAGACCCCUGCAAAAACAUCUUCUCCAGAUUCUUUACUUACUUUAAAGGAAUUGAGGUGACCGAUAACUGCCUCGUGAACAUCUGUCCAAUCGGUGAGGACUUCUAUGCCGUCACAGAGACCAAUUACAUCACCAAGGUGGAUCCUGAUUCGCUGGAGACUCUAGAGAAGGUGGACCUGUGUAAGUACGUCUCAGUGAAUGGGGUGACUGCUCACCCCCACACCGAUGCAGAUGGUACGGUCUAUAACAUGGGCAAUUGCUUCGGUAAGAACUUGAGUCUGGCUUACAACAUCGUCAAGAUCCCGCCUGCCCAGGAAGAUGAGAAAAACAAGUCCGAUCCCCUGGAGCGAUCCCAGGUGGUCGUUCAACUGCCCAGCAGUGAGAGGUUGAAACCCUCCUACCUACACAGUUUCGGUAUGACAGACGACCAUUUUGUGUUUGUGGAGCAGCCGGUGAAGAUCAACCUGCUCAAGUUCCUGUCGGCUUGGAGCGUCAGAGGGGCCACGUACAUGGACUGCUUUGAAUCCAACGACAGCAUGGGGACAUGGUUCCACCUGGCCACUAAGGACCCAGCAGAUUAUCUGAGCAGCCACAAGUUCAGAACGUCCGCUUUCAACAUCUUCCACCACAUCAACGCCUAUGAGGAGCAGGGAUUCAUCGUGGUCGACCUCUGCACGUGGAAAGGGCAUGACUUUGUGUACAACUACCUGUACCUGGCCAACAUAAAGGAGGAGUGGGAGGAGGUGAAGAAGGCAGCGAUGAGAGCGCCUCAGCCCGAGGUCAGACGAUACGUGCUGCCGCUGGACAUCCACAGGGAAGAGCAGGGAAAGAAUCUGGUGUCUCUGUCCUACACCACAGCAACGGCUGCUCUUCGCAGUGACGGAACCAUCUGGCUUGAACCUGAAGUUCUCUUUUCUGGACCCAGACAGGCCUUUGAGUUUCCACAGAUAAACUACUCUCUAUGCCGUGGGAAGAAGUAUUCCUUCGCCUACGGUUUGGGUCUCAACCACUUCAUCCCUGACAGGAUAGUCAAGCUGAACGUGCAGACCAAAGAGACGUGGGUGUGGCAGGAGGAAGAAUGUUACCCGUCGGAGCCGCUGUUUGUACCAACACCCGCAGCCACAGAGGAGGAUGACGGUGUGCUGCUGAGCAUUGUGGUGAAGCCGGGGGCCGAGAGGCCGAGCUUCCUGCUGGUGCUGGAUGCCGCGAAGCUGACGGAGCUGGCCAGGGCCGAGGUCAGCACCAUCAUCCCUGUGACCCUACACGGCACUUACAAGCCAUGACCCUUACCGUCACCCCCGCGCAGCCAAGAAACAGCCAAUAUAUAUAUAUAUAUAUAUAUAUAUAUAUAUAUAUAUAUAUAUAUAGAAGGUUCUCGUUUCUAUUUUUAUGUGAUCAGUGUUAAUUCCCUCUGCCGUUGGGCUCGAGCUGACUGAGAGUGCUUGCAGCUAACGGUGCCUUUUAUCUGGAAUGUACAAAUGCAAUCGCUGUAUUUACUCCGUUUACAAUGUUUAAUUUCAUAAUGUACCAUAUACUGUAGUUAAUUACCGUGACAUCCUUCAUCCAAGAGGUACAAUUAAAUGCAAACAAUAUUUACAGCUAUUCACAUUCUUGUUGUUCUUUAGGCAUGUUUAUUGGUAUAGCACAAUAAACAACAUAUCAUUUCAAGUAAUUCACAUAAAACUAUUAAAACCUUCAACUUAAGGAAAAAUAGAGAUACAUUUAAAACAAUUAAGAUCAUUGAUUUAAAAAAAUACUUUCUCAGAAACGGUCAAUGACAAUCAGAAAUGACAAUAAAGAAAGUGUUUGUAAAGCUACAGUUUUUUAUUAGUUUUAUUUUAAUGUUAGUGCUAGUACGUAUUACCUUACCGCUAUAGUCUUACAGCUAUAGAUGACACACAUCUCCACAAACUGAAGAAAGAGUUGUAAUCCCAAAUAUGUUGAUACACAUCCAGCAGCUGCACUCAGAACCCCUAGGUGGUGGAGGAUGACCCUCAGCAGAGCUUCAGUGGUUUCUUACGGGUCUGAACCCAACCAGACACUUCAACCCUUUGGGAGAAGACCGUGAACCACUGAAGCUCAAGGGAACUCUGAAUAACUGGACGUCCUGAAAUCCACCACAUAUACUACUAAGAUAUCUGUAUUUUUACCCCUGUGCAUUGUAAAGGUGAUUGUGGAACUUUGUAAUAAAAUCGGGCUGCAGCCCUCAUAUUGUGAGCAACUAUCACUCAGCGUCCUGAGAUUUUCCCUCUGACAGCUGUGUGAUGACUGCCUCCACCAGGCUGGGCUGAGUACUGCUGGGUGGCGGAUUGGUGGUAUGUUGAAAGAACUAUAAGGAGCUGAUGUAAAAAACAAAACAUGUGGAGAAAAAGCACAGACAAUCUGCGAAGGGAUUUAGGGAUACUUCCUUAACAAAUACACCUAAAAAUAACUUGUAUGAAUAAGUUAUUUUUAGGUGUAUCUGUAAAAUCCUGUGCGUCAAUAGAGGGAGAGGUGACCUUUAGUAACUAGAGGUUGUACACUAUGGAAAAAGUGCUUU